This is a messenger RNA of Procambarus clarkii (red swamp crayfish), 8532 nucleotides long. Its product is annotated as kinase suppressor of Ras 2. Gene Ontology annotation, molecular function: ATP binding; protein kinase activity. Lineage: Eukaryota; Metazoa; Arthropoda; Malacostraca; Decapoda; Cambaridae. Gene Ontology annotation, biological process: protein phosphorylation; Ras protein signal transduction. Gene Ontology annotation, cellular component: cytoplasm. The record is from RefSeq and is a predicted model, not a curated record.
AAGGAGUGAGAAAUGUUUGCUGGGGAUCCAUGAUGGCGGCCAGUGUGUGAGGCGCUCCGUUAUGUGUUUGGUGUAAGCUUGAGGCUCAGCGCGGGCGAGCGGCGACCAAGCAUGAAGGGAACGCGCGGGCUACGGCGCCUGGUCCUGUGCACAGUGUCUAUAGACAGAUAGUAAGCUCGACCAUGUCGUGGGGCGGCGGCGGCGGCGGGAGGCUGGUGGGAGUCUUACAAGGCGAGCGAGAUGGCCAUCAACAGCAGGUGGGCGGGGGCGAGAUGGGCGUGCAGGAGGUGAUACAGCGGGCGCUGGAGACCUGCGAGACCCACCACCAGUUCAUCGCCUCGCAGGCAGAGCACCUGGAGAGGCUGAGGUCCCAGUGUGCCACCAGCGCCCAGCUCACACAGCAGGAGAUCCGCACCUUAGAGGGAAAGUUGGUGAAGCUGUUCAGCCUCCAGUUGGUGACGAAGCGACAUUUACCGACAGGUGUCCCACUGCCCCUGGAGCUGCAGCUUUACCCGUCUCUCAAGCAGUGGCUUCAAGUUGUUGGACUUUGUAAGGAUUCAGUCAAUGGUAUGUGCCAACGAGUCUCAACACUUGAAGGAUUGCUUGAAAAGAGAGAAAAUGAAUUACGGAACAUCCUCAGUGACUAUGGAGCAGACCGGAGCGAAGCCCAUAAGCUGGCUCGAGCCAUGCACAAUCUGAAGCGAUAUACAGAGAUCCAGAUGCAAGGCCAGGGUGGAGACUGGGGAAGUUCAGAAUUACCCCUGUACUGGGACUCUUGGGAGCGCUCUUGCCCAUCGUCUCCCCGUCCUAGCCAUCGAACACAACGGGAAUGCCGGUCUUCUGUGUCUUCUUCUGAUGGAGAUGGUGGCAGCAUCACCAGUGGGAGCACAAGUGGAGGGGCCUGGAGUGGAGAUGGGAGUCGGACUAGUGGAAGAGGUGCACCAAUAAGCCAACGUAGCAGUGAUGACUCCUCUACUCCCUCCUCGCCCCCUCCACCUCUCUCCUUCAUUCCUCCAUUAAGUCCUGGUGGUCCCUUCCAUGCACCCUCCAACCUCACCCUUCCAGGCAGUGGCUCUGUCUUUUCUGAGAAACGCUAUACCCCUCCUCCAACGCCUAAUAUAAUUCCCAAGGGCAAAUCUUCAGGUGAUAAGAAGUUUCCAACGACUCCACCACCUGGUAAGAAAUAUCAAACAUGCCUCCUGAACCCCAUGCAACCACUGGGGCGGUCCACCUCUCACGAAUCCCAGCUUGCGCCUCGUACUGAAGGCCCCGAACAGCCGUCAUCCACACUCCUCAGUCAUUUCUUAUUAAGAAGAAAAUUAAAUAAUUUUUGGCUGGGUGGCAGCAUGGAGCAGCUGGGCACACGACGAACACGACUUCACUCUGAAUCUGAAGCUUCGGUAACAGUUGAAAAUGUUGGCAAGAGAACAGAUGGAAGUAGGAGCAGGACUGAUGUUCGGGAACUCAGGACAGCACAGAACUCCCCGGCACCUUCUACUUUGGCCAGUCCAAUUAAAUCUCCUAACUACGCAGAUCCUGCAGAGGAGGAGAAUUAUACGAACAAGAAUACCCUCGGGGUGCCAAAGUCACCACGUACCCCAACUUUACCUGGCUCCAUGGUUCAUAAUGUUCAACAUAGGUUUAUGAAGACCAUCAAAUCGGCAACAUGUGGCUACUGUCAUCACAAGUUUACAAUUCUGAGUGGUUUGAAGUGCAAGGAGUGCAGCUUUAAAUGCCACCGUGAAUGUGAACCAAAGGUUCCACCAUCCUGUGGCUUGCCUCAUGCAUAUCUUCAGAUUUUUACAGAUACUCUGAAGAAGGGUGGUAUGGACGGUGGGCUUCCUCUUCGAGGUACCCCAGGCAUCUCUCAUUCUCAUCUCAACGAUGUAUUCUCCCCUCCAUUACAGAACAGCUCCAAGUCCUACUCCCAGCCGUCCAUUAACAUACCAUCCUUCCAGGGUCCAGACUCUAGUUCUAACACCUCCAGCUGCAACUCCUCCACUCCUUCCAGUCCAGCUCCAAUUAUCACAGCUUCCCCUGCACAUCAUCAAGCAUUCCGCUUUCCAGCCUGCAGGCUGUGGAAUGUUACCCGAGGAUUCCACUUUCCAGAUGUGAAUGAGGAUACUGGAGACAUUCCUUUAGAAAUGCGGCCUCUGACACACAUUACGGCCAGAACUCUUCCCAAGGCUCCACUUUCCGCAUCUUCCACGCAAAGUGAUGUCAUUGACUCUCGGCAGUCUCAUGAUUCUGAUCGCACCGUGUCACAAACUUCAGGGUCCGGUAGUACGGGCACUGAUGAUUCAGAACGCACAAUAGCAGGUCGAGUUGAUUCGCAAGAUUCUACUGUUUCCGACGGAGAAAAUGCAGAUCCUCGGUGUACUCGACAGAAUAGCGUCAGCAGUGUGUCUCAGUCACUUCGAGAAUGGGACAUUCCCUAUGAUGAACUUGAUCGAGGAGAAGUUAUUGGACGAGGUCGAUUUGGUAUUGUAUAUUCGGGAAACUGGCAUGGGCACGUGGCCAUUAAAGAGCUUCGCAUGGACUAUGUGAAUGAUGAAAAAACACUAGAGGCAUUUAAAGCUGAAGUAAGCACUUUUCGCAAGACUCGCCAUGAGAACUUGGUAUUGUUCAUGGGAGCGUGCAUGAAGCCGCCUCGACUGGCAAUAGUAACUAGCCUGUGUAAGGGCAGAACACUUUACACACACAUCCAUGUCCAGAAAGACAAGUUCAAUAUGUCUAAAACCAUCAUGAUUGCUCAACAGAUUUCACAGGGUAUGGGCUACCUUCAUGCCCGAGGAAUAGUUCACAAGGACCUAAAGACAAAAAACAUAUUUCUAGAAAGUGGCAAGGUUGUCAUUACUGACUUUGGGCUGUUUAAUGUUACAAGACUUUGCCAUGACUCAAGGCGUGGCAACUGGCUAAGCAUUCCUCCAGGCUGGUUGUGCUACUUGUCUCCAGAGGUAAUGAGGAACUUAAGAGUAGUUCAGAAGCAAGAUGAUGGCCUCCCAUUCACCACCUACUCUGAUGUCUAUGGCUUCGGGACUGUGUGGUAUGAGUUGCUGUGUGGAGAGUGGCCUCAUAAAGGGUUGCCACCAGAGGCCAUCAUCUGGCAAGUUGGACGAGGCAUGAAGCCUUCAUUAGCCAACCUCCAAGCUUCACGCGAUGUCAAGGACAUUUUAAUGGCUUGUUGGAGUUACCGGCCAGAUGAAAGACCAGAGUUUUCCACCAUGCAAGCCAACUUAAACAAGCUGCCGAAGAAACGACUGCAUCGAUCACCCUCUCACCCUAUCCAUCUCUCACGGUCAGCCGAGAGUGUGUUCUAGGGGUGGUGGUGUUGGAUUAACGAGAACUGUCGCAUUGUUUUGGGAAGUACUUGUACAAUUUAAAUGUUCAUCUAUAUGAGUAAUCUAAGUCAUUCAAACAGCUAGGUCACUUCUUCAUUAAUUACUGUCAUUUAAUAUUUCUUGUAUAUUUGCAUUGGAACAUUGCUUUUAUUUCCUGAUAUUUGUUAACUGGAUGAUUGGUUAUCCAUAAGCAAACGGUGUAAUAUUUUGUCAUUGCCUAUUACACUUCACUUAUUUGAGAACCAUGAAAUGAGCGUCUUUAAAAAAAUUAAAUGAUAAAUAAUUAUUAAUUAUAAUUUUUAGCAAUAAAAUCUUUAUAAAGUUAUAGUUAACUUUAUUUGGGGUCAGCUAAGGGGCAUUGGUACAUCAACAAAUUUAUUCUAAGAUUACCUUUGCUCUUCAAAACGUAAGAAUAUUUAAUGCACAGACCUUAAGUAGAUUGAAGUAAUUUGCAGGUGGUAAAGCUUAAGGUUGUGCAAGCUUACUAGCUUAUAUAGGUGCAGACUCGACUAAUUUACAACUCUGCAGGUCAUUAUAACAUAAAACAACGAGAAUGAUAAUAGCUAGCGAUUCUGCAGAUUGUGCGGGGCACACUGUGGCAGUUUUCUACAUUAUGAAUCUGUGAGAGUUGUGUAGCUUGCGUCUGUGCGGGUUGUAUAGCUGGGUAUUAAGCUUGGAAAUGUAUGGGGUUAUGGCAUAUAUAUAUGGGGCCAGUCGAGCCUGGCUCCAGGCCGGGCUCGGGGAGUAGGAAAAAACUCCAGAAGCCCUCUCCAGGUAUAUGGCUCUGCAGGCUGUUUGGCUUUCACUUCGUUACGUCAUUCUGCUUUAAGUUCCACAGAUUGUACAGCUUGGGAAUUCUGGGAAUUCUUGGGAAUUCUGGGAUUCUGCAGGCUAUAUAGCUUGUAACUCUGCAAGUAAUAAGCUUAUCAGUGCUACAGGACAUACAGCUUACAACUCUGCAGGUUGUACAGCUUAACAGUGCUAUAACACAUGUCGGUACAGCUUACAACUCUGCAGGUUGUACAGCACGGUGUUCUAAAGAGUAUACAGCGUACAUUUUGUGAUGUAUGGAGGGUGGGCCUCCACUGGUUUUUAUCUUCAUUAUUUAAUAUGCUCAAGAAAUGCAUUGGUUAUUGUCAUAAGUAGUUAUUGCAUGUAUGUCACCAUAAGCUCUGGCAAAGAAUAGUACGAGACUCACAUCAUGGAUACGAGCAUUUAUGAUUGUUUUUGACAUUUCACAAGAAAAGUUAAUUGAGCACAAAAUAGACUAAAAAAUUAUGAAGGUUAAAAUCCCAAAUCGGGUAUCUGAUGGUUUUGAGCACGUAAAUUUGUACAAUUUAAACGAGUUUGAAUUUGUUGCUUUUAAAGAUAUUUAAUAUUAGACGCUUCACAUAGAUAUAUUUUGCAUGUAACGGUAAUUUCUAAGCAGUGAGAAGCAGUCAAGGUGAGGCAGAAGAGAAAGACAAUUUACAGAAAAAUGUAUUUUCUAGGCACACUGGUGUUGGUAUGCACUUGAAAAGCUGUCACACACCAUACAUUGAACUUAUUAGAUGUAUUGACUUUGUUCUUGCUUUGUUCAUGCUUGCUUGAUGGGUGGUUAAUAUUCUUGUCAAUAAAGAUUCUAUAUAUAAUUGUGCUAGUGAGAGCAUCGGGAUGUUGUCAUGAAUCUUAAUAAGCUCAUUGUUGAUGUAUUACAAGUUUUGGAGUUUGCAAAUUUAGUGUGUCAUAAUACAUUUUAGAACCUGAGUAACUGUUUUCAAAUUAAAAUUAUUUUAAACUAGUUUAAUAAAAUCCAACAUUUUCUAGUCAGCCAAUGUACACUAGGGAGUUUCCUGCCGUAGAUAAUGAUAUAUUAGUACAUCUUUUGAAAAGCAUUUGUGGACAUGCAGAGCUUCUACGAGGUUAACUAUUUAUGUUGUGAAGUAGAGAGUAGAGCCGAUUCUGAGACGAGCCUCAUGCAAAUGAUCAAGUAAUGUUUUGGAGAAUGUUGUGUUGUUAAUGCACGAGUGCUACACAACUUGUUUCAGAAUUUGUCUGAAUGUGCUUUUGCUGAAACUUAAAAGAAGUUCAUGAUUGCUAGUCAGAUCUUGUAUGUUGACGAAGGAGCUUUCUCCAACUGACAAAGGAUGGACAGCACAGGAAUUUGAGAGGGAAAGCUCAUUAUUUCUUGGAUUAGCCUCUUAUAUUUCUGGGUAAUGGAGAUAUAAACAAAAACAUUGAGAACUACUACAGCUUAAAUGGCUAAUCAUUUUGGAGGAUCUUUGGUUUGUUAGAGCCUAAAUGUGGGCAGCAGUGUGACCAAUCACUUGUUAUAGGGACAGUUCUCCUGUAAGCAUACCGAUAUAAUUGAGGCUGUUGGUGAUGGAUCAAAGUAUACUGUCAAGAGAUGUGAGGUCAUUGGGAGGUCACAAAACUCUUAAUGAUCAAUGUUUUGUCAGUUGUCGGCUCAAUUGGCUUGUUAAUUUUAUGAGCAUAAUUGAGUUGACUAAAAGCUAUGUUCUACAUCCAAACAUCUAUUUAUAUCUCGAUAUAAAGAAAAUUACGUGUCAAUUGUAUUUUAAUAUAAAUGCACAGCACCCUAAUUAAGCAUUCUCCUGAUGCUGUUUCAGUACUUUGUUUUGUUCCAUUUCAUCAUUUGUGUAUGCAAUAUGUUAAACAAGUGAUAGAUUUUGAAUUCAAGUCAUUAUGAUAAGCAUCAAUGAUGAAAUUAGCCUUAAAAGGCUACUGAAACUAUUUAUGCACUCUUCAAAGUCCAGUUUAUGCUGUGUUAUUGUAAUAUUUGUAAUACAGUCUAAUCUUGGUAAUUUCAUCUUGAUUCAUUCCAUAUACAGUAAUUACUUUUUCCAUGCAAAGAUUUAUUUUAGAUCACCCUACAUUAAUUUGUCAUUGGUUGCUGGUGAGCAGCAGUUGGAGUUACCAAGUUUUGUCUGUACUGUACUUGUACGCUCUACUAUCUUAAUGUUUUCAUAUGCAUCAUGUGCUGUUCGAUGAGGACUGCUGAACAGUGUUCUUACAUGAAGGCAGUCAUUGAGAAGCUGUUCUGAGGAUUUCAUCCAAGUAUUAUUACAUUAUAUUUGCAACUCAAUGUUUACUCCUGCAUUGCAAUUGCAUAUACAGGUCACAGGUUAUCCCUUUCUCUAAUCCAUUGUCUCAGCUCUUUAAACACUGCUUCUUGACUUUGCUAACCAUUUUCCUUAUUAUCAUCUUGUAAAUUCAACUGCCGGUUUGUUUAAAUAGAAAAUCUUGCCGAGUCCUUUUCCUUUCAUUGUCGUGUCCACUGUCUUCAUACAACUUACAAUACUUUCUGUAGUCCUGUUGUUUAUCAGAACCAUACUUAUUUUGUAAUGAUCAUGACUUCUCACUACUAUUGUUUACUUUGGCUGUAUUAUCCCUAUUUUUUUACUGCUGUAACUACACUAAUGUAUCUCUUGCCACACAAUAUUUUAUAACUAUAAACCAACUAUUUUUUUGUUUUAAUUCCUAUGGUCAGCAGAAGUUUGCCCCAGCCCCCUUUUCUCCUCCCCUCCGUGGUUCUUUUUGCAUUGCUAAGCCUCUUCAUCUUUCAUUUUCAUCAUUACCAUUGAUGCUCUGUUAGUUAUUGCAAUUCUGUCUCAUCCAAUUCUCAUUAGCCCCUUUGUUUUAUAUUAAAUCUAUAGAAUUUUUAUUUUAUAUAAAACAGAUUUAUCUUUUAAAAGUUUGUUAGAUGCCAGUAAGAUUUGUUUUCUAGUGUAUAUGUUGUGAAUAGAGUAGAUCUUCUUGAUACCUAUCCUAAGAUUACAAUUAGCACACCUGCUAAUUUUUAAAAGCUGAACUGCUGUAUCAUGUAGAUCUCUGCAUAUUUUAGCUCAUGACAAAAUGGUUAGGAAACGGUGUAUCCGAGACCCCUCUAUCGGAGCCUAGUUCAGAACAUUGAUAUUGCCAUUUUACAGUGGGUUUAUGUUCCGAUUGCAUUUAUGGGUUUGUGAUUUUUUUUAUAAAGGAAAUUGGCAUUUUCUAGGGUCCAGAAUAAAUUUUUUUUAUUUUUUUAAUGUAAUUGUGUGUUUCCAUUUUCCUCCCUUGAGUCCUUAACUAAGACACGGGUUCCUCAAUAGGUAGGGUUGUUGGUGUAUCCUUGUUGCUGCUCGGUGUGUAUAUGCCAAGCCGGUUUCCCGUAGUAAGUGUUUAUGUACAUGUGAAGUCUAUGGCUUUUUCUCUAGUGACGAUGGUGCGGGAGAGACUAGGGAACAAAAUUUGUCCGAAUCAGUUUGGAAGUUUUGGAUUCUGGACUGUUCGAGCUUUUUGUCCAGUAACCAGAGACCUGGAAGUAUUGCAUCUGACCACCCAUAACUGUUUGUGUGUAACUUGUCCUACUGUCUAGUGUUUGACUCUUGUUGAGGGCUGUUCAUUCUGGAGUACUUUAAAUGAAACUUGGCAACUUAUGUUUCCCUCUUCCUUCUGGCUUGGUGAAUUCCUCAAAGUGUUCUCCCCCAAAGCAUUUUGAGGGCUGCACUGAUCACAUGCAUCCCAGGAGCAUUGGGACAUUGCAGUAUUCCCCCACUGCAUUACACCACUGUCCUUGGGUCAUCUAGAAUAAUUUUUGCCUAUUGUAGUAUUUUCUAUUGUCUUAAUUCUACAAAACAUCAGCUAUUUUUUUCUUAGUCAAGUACUGUAUAACUAUAUAAAAGAUAUAAUGUAUUUAGAAACGAAUACAUUUGUCAGUACAUUUUGUCUGCAAGUCUUGCCAAGAUCUCAUUUUACUACAUGUAAUUGAUUGAUAUUUACAAAUAUGUAAUCAGAUACUGUAUUCUGGAAAAUUUAGUGUGAUACAGCAGAUAUUACUCUACUUCUCAUUUGUCCUCUUAUCUUGCAAGAUGCUCAAGUGACCUUGGUACAUCCUCCCCCGCCUCUGCGGACACACGAGAGUGAUUGCGUGUGCAGGGGUGGUGUAGCACCCAGUGGGGCUUACCCUGACAGCAUCCCCCCUCUCAGGGUCAGCCACUAAUCUAGGUUUUCAUAUAGUCAAGAGGAAUGUCCAGUGUUCUGCCCUCGACUCUCUUUACCUUUAUGUUCGUCAAUGGUUUGUAAAAUGUGUAUCUAGAAUUUGAAUUCAUUAAUAUUAUGUAUAAUAAUUAAUUUAUUUGUACAUACUGAUGUGUCUACCAAAUAUAGUUUGUAUAUAUUAUGCAUUAAUACAUAAGUCUUUUUAUCAUAA